GUGUAUAUAUAUUUGUAUACUUGAUGGUCUGAUAUUAUCACUCUUAGCAAGAAAUGAGUUUUAAAAGUUGGUUGAUUUCAAAGCCAGACUCUUAGUUUGGUGGGUAGUGAUUCUAGUGAAAUCAGUCUUUUCUUAGCAUUAAAACUUGUACUUAUAUUGGCUUAAUAGUUCAGUUUCAGAAGCUGUGGAAGACAAUCUUCUGAAAACUGUACCAAAUGCUGGCUGAAAAAGAGGACUCAUCAUAUCCAUGUGAUAAGAGCAUGAGACUUCCCACAUGCAUUUUCUUCAAGGAUGCCAGAUUUGUGUUUAAAUUAGAUAAACUUGGUGUGGAAAUAGCUUCAAUUGCAUUACCAGCUGCACUGGCUUUGACAGCUGAUCCGAUUGCUUCUUUAGUGGACACAGCAUUCAUAGGCCAAAUCGGUUCAGUGGGGCUUGCUGCUGUUGGAGUUUCUAUUGCUUUGUUCAAUCAAGUGUCGCGAAUUGCGAUAUUCCCACUUGUCAGUGUCACAACCUCUUUUGUUGCUGAAGAAGACACCAUUGGAAGAGUGAAACCUCAACCACAACCGCAACCACAGGAGGAGACUGAGAACCUUGAACAAGAACACUUGAUAGCAGAAAAUAGUAUGCCCUUUCUUUAGGGCCAUGUGCCUUGC
Humulus lupulus (European hop) is the source of this 653-nucleotide messenger RNA. Its product is annotated as protein DETOXIFICATION 42-like. Bases 216 to 638 code for a protein of 140 amino acids. NCBI's taxonomy places the organism in Eukaryota, Viridiplantae, Streptophyta, Magnoliopsida, Rosales, Cannabaceae. The record is from RefSeq and is a predicted model, not a curated record. The transcript has 3 exons.